Molecule: messenger RNA, 2482 nt
Organism: Nilaparvata lugens (brown planthopper)
Lineage: Eukaryota; Metazoa; Arthropoda; Insecta; Hemiptera; Delphacidae
Product: kinetochore protein NDC80 homolog
Exons: 16
Coding region: 328-2346 (672 amino acids)
Biological process (GO): attachment of mitotic spindle microtubules to kinetochore
Cellular component (GO): Ndc80 complex
Source: RefSeq, a predicted model, not a curated record
ACAGAGACGAGACAAGAAAUAGUGAAGUUUUGUAUUGGCAAAUGACAAUAGACAUCAAUAUUAUUUUACGUUGCUUUUGUUUAAGAAUUGAAAACUAAAUGCAGAUCUAAAGAAUGAAGAAUCAUAACUAUUAAGGAGAAAAAAAAUCGGAGGUGGUGUAGCAAUACUAAACUUGGUUUCCAGCAUUACAAAGUUGAGUCCUAUAACAAAACUGAAUGAGAUCUCAACUGAGGAAGUAUUUGAAUGUUGCGGAGCUCUCGUGAAGUGCAGAUACUCCAGGUGUUUGUUUUUUAUAAUUUAUCAGCUCUUAUCUGAAAAAUAACCAUAAUGAGAAGGUCUUCUGCGGGGAGGAAAUCUUCGCUUGGAAGGAGGUCGACGAACCUUGCAAAGGCAACCAGUAUGAGUUCAGGCCUGGAUUCUACUGCUAAGAAAGAGAAAAAAUCGAUGCUGCUCAAGCCAGGUUUUACUAUGAGACGUUCAACUUCAGAGGACAGACUUUCUGGAAUUCCACUUGCUAAGCAAGGAACUCUUUCUGUUCAAAGGCCCAAGAGUCAAAUCAAUCUGAACUGUAUGACACCAAAAACGCCCAAGAAUGUUGGCAAUAACCCAUUAAUGGCAGGCUCCAGAUCCUCAAGGGCUUACCGAACUUCCAGCAUGGAAUCGAAUAGAUUGAGUAGCAUCGGAACUGGUAUGAGGUCAACAAGGAAGGAAAGAAGACCAAUCAAUACCAAAGAAUUCCAAACAGAUGCAUUGAAAAGAAUUCAAGACUAUUUUUUGAAGCAAGCGAAUUGUCGCGAAAUCCUUGAUAACAGCAUGACCAUACGUCCGAUGUCAACGAAGAAGUUCAUAAAUAUGACAGAGCACCUGCUUCAGAAGAUCAAUAGCGAAUUGCCUCCGUUGACCAACAAUAAUUACGUUGAUGAAAUUAUAAAGAACAUGAAAAUCUUCAACUACGGAGGAAAGUUGGAAAAAUCUUGGUUGAUUACAGUGAACGCGCAACACUCGUGGCAGUACGUGGUUGGUCUAAUAGUGUGGUUGGUGGAUGCUGUUACCCUCGCCGAAUCAGUUGCUGGCGAUUUGAAUAUUCUCUACCCAGAUUCGCUGGGAGAGGAAAAUUCAAUUGACGAAGGCGAAGAAGGAGUCGACAAAGAGGAAGAGGAAGUGGACAAUGUUCUUCAUGAUAACUGGAAGUUGAUUGUGCCUCAACUAGCAACAGCUUACAUAAGUUACAUAGAAGGAGAUCCUGAGUUCGAAGCCAGGCAAGACGCUAGAGCAGAUCAGAUCUUCCAUAGAAUAAUGGAGAAGAUGAACUUGAGUGACGAAUCGAAUGCAGCUUUGGAAGCUGAAGUUGUUUCGUUAAAAAGCAUUUUGAAUGAGUACAUUGCAAAAGAUUCCGAAUUAAAGAACAAAGUGGCGCAUCUCGAAACUUUGACGGCUGACUCUGAAAUGCUUAUUGACUACAUAGAUAAAACAAAAAAUUACAUACUUAGUCGCAAACAAGAAAUCGAAUCAAUGCAGAUGGAGAUUGAAGUGUUAAAAAAGAAGCGUAACGAUUGUAAGAUGCAAGUGGCCUGCCUGAAGGAAGAGUGCGAGACGUUGAAGCAUGCGCAGCAUGAGUCCGACAAGAAACAAAAACAACGCAUGGAUCUUGAGGAGAGCAUCGUCUUCCACGAGAAGGGUAUUGAAGAAUUGAAGAAGUCCAUCUAUUCUCUCGACAUCCAACUACUCAAAACUAAGAGAAAGAUAGAAGAGCCAUUGGUGCCUUUCAACCAAAUGAUUGCUGAAAACGUGAAGGAUGAGCCGCGACUCAAGUUGUGUUCUAUCGGCAACAUCAUUCUCGACGAGAGUCGCACUUCAAACCUGACAGAUGAUAUCAAAAACAAACUGAUCAGAAUUAGAGACGAGUGGCAGCAGCAAGUGCAUGAAUUGAAGUCACAAUUACAGGAGAUUGAAUCCACUAAAUCAAUGAGAGAAGAACAUAGAGACAGAUUGUCUGAACGAGUGGAAAAUAACCAGAAACAAUUGGAAGCGCUUCAUCAGCAGAUUAAAACUAUCACAGAACACAAGGAAAAGGAAUCUGCAAGGUAUAAAGCUGAAAUUGCGCAACUGUCUCAAAGUAUUCAACAGACUUUGGAAAAUAUGCCAGUUAUUGAUGAGGACGAAAAAGCGCAGAAAAUUGAAAUGGAUAUCAAACAGAAAGAAGAUAUAAAAGCCUUGAUAAAAGCAGCAAAAUAUGCAUUUCAAAAAACCAGAGAAAUCUACAUGAACUUCGCUAAUGAAGCUGAGAAAACUGUACAAGAAGCUUUACAAGAAGUUGAUGAUUAUAUCAAAGAAGUCUCUGAGUAGGGAUAGUAUGCUCAUAUUAUUGCUUGUUACUUCACGUUUAAUCAAUAUUCUAUUUAGAUUCAGAUAUUCAUGUUAACAUUUAGCUUUAUUUACAAACACUAUAAAUAUUAUAUUUCUAAUAAAAAAAUUUACAGUA